AUGACAUCCAUAGGCGCAAAACGAAAGACAUCUGAUCAAGAACACCAAGACGACAUUACACCAACAUGCACCAUUUGCCUCCAAGGCUACUCCAACAGAACGUUUCUUCGGCCAUGCUAUCACUCAUUCUGUUUCUAUUGCAUUCGGCAUUGGAUAAACAUUGCUUCGUCAGUGUGCCCGAUAUGCCGGCAGUCUAUUCAUUCAUUAGUGUACAACAUAGACGACGAAGAAAACACAUUUGACGAGUACUAUCUCAAAGACAAGGGAAACAGGAAACAGCACGAUCCACCGCUGUACAAGAAAAAGUAUACUUCGCCAGAAGAAAGACUACGGAUUGAACGAAGAAACGUAUACAAAGGCAUGAUGCAACCUGACAGAUAUCCUGAUCCACUGCCUCGGCAUGCUGAUUUUACAGUCAUCACGCCCGAAUACAUACCAAGAGCUCGAAUAUUUCUGCAAAACGAGUUGAAAAUCAUUGUGGGCGUAGACGCAUAUGAUGACUUCCUGCAAGAUCACUUUGUAAAGAUACUAUUAAUACCCUACCAGCAGCAUUUGAAUUCCAUGUUUGAUGAUGAGCAUGUCAUUCAAAGCCUGUCUGAAUGGCUGGACGACGAUAAGCAAGUAGCAACGAGGCUGCUGAAUGAACUCAUAGCUUACUUGAAGUCUGGUCUAUCAUACAAGCAUUUUAUUUCUUCUGCAACAUACAAAUAA
Molecule: messenger RNA, 711 nt
Organism: Mucor velutinosus
Lineage: Eukaryota; Fungi; Mucoromycota; Mucoromycetes; Mucorales; Mucoraceae
Exons: 1
Coding region: 1-711 (236 amino acids)
Biological process (GO): protein polyubiquitination; protein monoubiquitination
Molecular function (GO): metal ion binding; ubiquitin protein ligase activity
Source: RefSeq, a predicted model, not a curated record